AUGAACGUUUCGGUGAACCAAAACAUCGACAUGAAACCGUCGAAGAAGUCUAAAGUAUUUUGUUGUGUAACUUAUUGUUUUUUUCUGAAUUUCCCAGGUGACGGCUUCAAACUGGCAUCGUCGGGCUCAGGUAGCCCGGCGCCUCCGCCGGUGCAAUGGCGUGUGCGGAGAAAGCCAGGUAAUUUCUUCGCAAUCGGAAAUGUCAAUCGAUUCCCUCCAUGUCUACAGUUGCGGAGCAUAGAGGAGCCCGGGGUUGGCGCGGGCGGAGUGAUGCCCGCGCCAACCUGCUACGACGCGGAGUGCGCACGGACUGAGGCCUGGCUCGAUGAAAACCAGGACUUUGUCCAUGACUAUUUUUUGAGGUAA
Molecule: messenger RNA, 366 nt
Organism: Hyposmocoma kahamanoa
Lineage: Eukaryota; Metazoa; Arthropoda; Insecta; Lepidoptera; Cosmopterigidae
Exons: 4
Coding region: 1-366 (121 amino acids)
Source: RefSeq, a predicted model, not a curated record